This is a messenger RNA of Marmota monax (woodchuck), 510 nucleotides long. It is a transcript of the gene Rnase12, whose product is annotated as ribonuclease A family member 12 (inactive). Lineage: Eukaryota; Metazoa; Chordata; Mammalia; Rodentia; Sciuridae. Bases 1 to 441 code for a protein of 146 amino acids. The transcript has a single exon. The record is from RefSeq and is a predicted model, not a curated record. Gene Ontology annotation, molecular function: nucleic acid binding.
AUGAUACUAAUGGUGAUGGUUUUCUUAAUGCUUCUGUUCUGGGAAAACGAGCUGAAUGAGGAUGAAGUGGGAUCAUCCAUAGAGCACUUGAACGUGGACUACCCUCAGAAUGCCAUUCCUGUGAGGUACUGUAACCACAUGAUCCUGCGAAGAAUCAUCCGGGAACCUGACCACACAUGCAAAAAGGAGCAUGUCUUUAUCCAUGAGAGGCCUCAAAAACUCAAUAAUAUUUGCACUGCUUCUAACAAGGUGACUUGCCGAAACCACUCCACCAUUUUAUGCUACCAGAGCACAAUAACGUUCAAAAUGACAGUUUGUCAACUAACUGAUGGCACCAAAUAUCCUGCUUGCAGGUACCGAAUUGCACCCCCCACAGAGGGGUUUGUUCUCAUCACUUGUGAUGAGUUGGGGCCAGUUAAUUUCCAGGGAUAUGUUUUAUAAGUUGAGAUCAAUACCUGAGUCUGCAAUCCUCCGUGGUCCUUUCUCAGCAGCUCUUGAGCUGGUUGUCCC